Messenger RNA from Peronospora matthiolae, 1071 nucleotides. The record is from the annotation of a GenBank genome assembly. NCBI's taxonomy places the organism in Eukaryota, Oomycota, Peronosporomycetes, Peronosporales, Peronosporaceae.
AUGUUCGAGUAUCACGAUGCUCCUAUAGGAGGACAUCGUGGCCGAGAGAAAACAUAUCUCACGGUGAGUCGAGACUUUUACUGGCCCCGCCAGUAUCAGUUUGUGCGAAAGUAUGUUCGCGCAUGCAAAGUCUACCAACGAGUGAAGUCAAGUCCUUCACUGCGUGCACCUUUACAGCCUCUACCGGUUCCGGCUGAGUGCUGGGAAUCCAUCUCAAUGGAUUUUGUCUUCGGGUUACCCAAAGACGCACGCGGGAAUACGGGUAUUCUCGUAUUCGUUGACAGAUUCAGCAAAAUGGUACACCUUGUGGCUGUACCAGAGACAAUCACGGCAAGUGGCUGUGCUUGUGUCUUUAUUGACACCAUCUUCCGACUUCAUGGGUUUCCCCGUGAACUCGUAUCAGACAGAGAUCCACGAUUCACUGCUGAUUUCUGGCGUUCCGUGUUCAAAUCACUCGGAACGCGCUUGAAGAUGUCGACAUCUGAUCAUCCAGAGUCAGAUGGUCAGACGGAACGUGCCAAUCGUGUCCUUGAAGAGAUACUUCGAGAAUACGUACACUCCUUUAAGAGUUGGAGUGAUUUUUUGCCAAUGGUAGAGUUUGCCAUUAACAACUCGGUGCAUGCGUCCACGACACAUACACCGUUUUACGUGAAUGGCUUGCGCCGUCCGCGUGUACCCACCUUACUAGAGUGUAACUCUGGUUUAAGGGGGGGAGGGACUCGCGCGAGCAAAAACCGAAUUGGUUCACGCUCAUCACGCUCUGACGAAGAGGUCAUUGCGUUUGAUGCCGAUAUCGAUAACAUCGAUAUUGAAGAAGAUGAUCCCAGUGAGAGUGCGGAAGCCCUCACUGAAGAAGAUGAUGCCAGUGAGAGUGCGGAAGCCCUCACUGAAGAAAAGGUUGAUGUUGCUGCAGUGCGCUCACAGCGCACUGAAGCUAACGAGUCAUCAGAUGAGUUCAUACUGGCUCGUGGAACGGUAGUCCGUUUUGUGCAAGAUUCCAUCGCCGAAGCGGUGGAUAAGCAAAAGCAAAACGCUGACAAGAAUGGAAGGGCAAACACUCUUUUUUUUUAA